CGCACGCGCUGUCUACAUCCUUUGACCUCUGACCUGCCGGCCUCCCUUGCGCGCGGCCCGCGGGGCCAGAGAGCCGGAGCCGGCACCUCUGAGGUAGAGCGGCCGCCAUGGCUAAGUACCUGGCCCAGAUCAUUGUGAUGGGUGUGCAGGUGGUGGGCAGAGCCUUUGCUCGGGCCCUGCGGCAGGAGUUUGCAGCCAGCCGGGCAGCAGCUGAUGCCCGGGGACGUGCAGGGCACCAGUCUGCAGCUGCAUCCAACCUCUCUGGCCUCAGCCUCCAGGAAGCCCAGCAGAUUCUGAACAUCUCUAAGCUGAGUCCCGAGGAGGUACAGAAGAACUAUGAACACCUAUUUAAGGUGAAUGAUAAAUCUGUGGGCGGCUCCUUCUACCUGCAAUCAAAGGUGGUCCGUGCAAAGGAGCGUCUAGAUGAGGAACUCAGAAUCCAGGCCCAGGAGGACAGAGAGAAAGGGCAGCCGCCUAAAACAUGACUGCUCAGCUCUCUCUACCCCCACCCGCCACCUCAUAAUUUAUAGCUUGCUAAUAAAUGUCUUUUCCGCAUUUCUCCUGUGCA
Castor canadensis (American beaver) is the source of this 568-nucleotide messenger RNA. It is a transcript of the gene Pam16, whose product is annotated as presequence translocase associated motor 16. Gene Ontology annotation, biological process: protein import into mitochondrial matrix. NCBI's taxonomy places the organism in Eukaryota, Metazoa, Chordata, Mammalia, Rodentia, Castoridae. Gene Ontology annotation, cellular component: TIM23 mitochondrial import inner membrane translocase complex. The record is from RefSeq and is a predicted model, not a curated record.